Molecule: messenger RNA, 1476 nt
Organism: Enterobius vermicularis (human pinworm)
Lineage: Eukaryota; Metazoa; Nematoda; Chromadorea; Rhabditida; Oxyuridae
Source: the annotation of a GenBank genome assembly
AUGACACUAAAAAAUGAAAUAAUAUACAAUUGGACACCGGAGGAUCGUGGAAGACAUCGACAUAUGACUCGACAAUCUGAUGUUUAUUUUCGCAGUCUACAACAAGAACCUUGCGUCAAUGACUCGUAUAUUUUGAACGAAAUACUUGUGGGCAGAAAAUAUAAUCGUCACAAAAUACCAGGCAGUCCAGUUCAUGUUACAGUUGAGGUUUGGAUUCAGGAGAUAACAACAAUUAGCGAUAUUACAUCAGAUUUCCAGCUAGACAUAUACAUUAGCGAGACAUGGCAAGAUCCAGCAUUGACCUACGCAGAACUUAUGCCAUGUAAAUAUAAUUUGUCGUUGAGCAGUGUACUUUUGGAACAAUUAUGGACACCAAAUUUAUGCUUCAUUAAUUCCAAAACUGCUGAUAUACAUAAAAGCCCAUUUCCAAAUAUAUUUUUGAUGAUAUAUGCAAACGGUACAGUUUGGACGAAUUAUCGGCUAAAAUUGCAAGGCCCUUGUCUCAUGGAUCUUACACGUUUCCCUUUUGACAAUGUCACCUGUGCAUUAACCUUCGAAAGUUUCAAUUACAACACAGAUGAGGUGCAGAUGAGCUGGUCUCCGUUAGGUGUAUCCAAAAUGCGAGAAAAAAUGGAAUUAGCCGAUUACGAGUUAACGUCAAUUGAACAGCUAAGAGUAACAGCACCUUAUCCUGCCGGUUACUGGCAUGAAUUAACCAUGAAAUUUCACUUCAAAAGACGUGCUGGGUGGUACAUACUUCAGGCUUAUUUACCAACAUAUUUAACCAUAUGUAUAUCUUGGAUUUCAUUUGCUUUGGGUACUCAAGCGAUUCCAGCACGAACAAUGUUAGGUGUUAAUUCACUGCUUGCGAUGACAUUUCAAUUUGGAAAUAUAAUACGAAAUCUCCCACGAGUCAGCUACGUGAAGGCUAUCGAUGUUUGGAUGCUUAGUUGCAUGACAUUUGUCUUCUGCUCGUUGCUCGAACUUGCCUGGGUUGGCUAUUUGAGCCGUGAGGAGGAAAGUACGCCCACGCCACCAGUGAUAGUUGCCAAUGAACCCCCGUCCCCUCCAAAUGAUCCAACCACCAAAGCAUCACAUUUCGAAACUAGCCCAUUACUACGAAGGCAAUUUUUCAAUCAUUCAAAACAAACCUUACUACGAGUUGGUGUGCCACCAGAAGAAACUGCUUUGGUGAAUUUGGUAAGAGACAAUGAUUAUGGCUAUAUACCACCAGGAUAUGGGCUCAAUGGAACAUUGAAAAAUCCGGCUGUGCCUGUUGCCGAAUCAUGUCCGUGUGUUAAAAGCAAUAACCAUAGACCGUCGAUACCGGUAUCGUCAUCAGUUCCAUCACAAGAUACACUCAGACGGAAACGACGAGGACCUAGUUUCAUGAAAUAUUUACGCCCCAAACCUGACCUUGUGGGUAUUGGCUAUGGGACCCAUCAAGCGUUAUACGAAAUGCACCUAUCCAAAUGA